Messenger RNA from Brassica napus (rape), 6416 nucleotides. RefSeq lists its product as uncharacterized. Gene Ontology annotation, molecular function: RNA-DNA hybrid ribonuclease activity; nucleic acid binding. NCBI's taxonomy places the organism in Eukaryota, Viridiplantae, Streptophyta, Magnoliopsida, Brassicales, Brassicaceae. The transcript has a single exon. Bases 1 to 4077 code for a protein of 1358 amino acids. The record is from RefSeq and is a predicted model, not a curated record.
AUGAAAAUAUUGAGUUGGAAUUGUAGAGGAAUGGGGAGCAAUUAUACAAUUAGUUAUCUGAGGGAUAUAUGGCAUAAACAUAAACCGGCGUUUCUUUUCUUAUCAGAAACAAAACAACAGUUUGAUUUUGUUCAGAAUUUUCAAUUUCAUUUUGGGUAUAAACACCUACAUACGGUGGAUCCUAUUGGGAGAAGUGGAGGACUGGCUCUUUAUUAUGAUCACGAUUCACCGGUGUCUAUUAUUUAUUCAAGUAAUAGAAUAAUAGAUAUUGAAACCACAUAUAAAGGAAAAACAAUUUUUAUUUCUUUUGUAUAUGGGGACCCCGUUCAGGGUCUUCGAGACCACGUUUGGGAACGUCUUACUCGAAUUGGGAUAAAUAGAGUGGACCCAUGGUUUAUUAUUGGGGAUCUAAAUGAAAUAAGAGGUAAUCAUGAGAAGGAAGGGGGGGUGUUACGACACACGUCCACUUUUGUCGAUUUUAAUAAUAUGAUUGACAAUUGUGGUUUUUUGGAAUUUCCUGCUGUGGGAAAUACUAUGUCAUGGAGUGGGACGAGGAACAAACAAACGGUAAAAUGUAGAUUAGAUCGGGCUUUAGGGAACGUGGAAUGGCACACCCUAUUCCCGUCCGCAUUUGUCGAGUAUUUGGGAAUGGUAGGCUCGGAUCAUAGGCCUAUUGUGACGAAUUUAGAUGAGAAACAAGUAAGAACGAGAAGGCAAUUUCGGUUUGAUAAGAGAUGGAUUGGUAUGGAUGGUCUUAUGGAUUCCAUUUCGAGAGGUUGGUCUACAGGAAGGCCAAGUCAUAAUUCGGGAGUGGUAGAUAGAAUUAUCAACUGUAGACAUGAAAUUUCGGUUUGGAGGAAAAAUAAUCCACCAUAUGGGAAGGAAAAGAUUAAUUCUCUUCAGAAGGCUUUGGAGGACAUUCAGUGUGAUAAUACCAAGACAUAUGAGGAGGUGCUAGAAGUUUCUAGGAAGUUAAAAGAAGCUUAUAGGGAUGAAGAAUUAUACUGGGAACAAAAAAGUCGAACGACUUGGCAUGCAAAAGGGGAUAGAAAUACAAAAUUCUAUCACGCCCUAACUAAGCAGAGACGAAUACAAAAUAAAAUUGUGGGUUUGCACAAUAGUGGUGGUAAUUGGGUAACAUCAGAAUCUGAGGUAGAAGGUGUUGCGAUAGAUUACUUUAAUGACUUGUUCACAACGACAUCACCUUCGGGCUAUGAAGAUUUUCUAAGUGAGGUGCCUACUUUGAUUACAGAGGAUCAAAACAGGUCUUUGACCUCUUGGGCAUCAGAGGAGGAAGUGAAAUCAGCUUUAUUCAUGAUGCAUCCUGAAAAAGCUCCAGGACCGGAUGGAAUGACAGCUUUAUUUUUCCAACAAUCCUGGUCGAUUAUUAGAUCAGAUAUCACAAAUAUGGUUAACGAAUUUUUUAGGACUGGAUAUUUGGAGGAGAGGAUGAAUAUGACCAAUAUUUGCCUCAUCCCAAAGACAGUGCGACCAAGUAGAAUGACGGAAUUGAGGCCAAUUAGUUUAUGUAAUGUGGGUUAUAAGAUUAUUUCGAAGGUGCUUUGCCAACGGCUGAAGAGGCUACUACCACAAUUGGUAUCAGAAACACAAUCCGCUUUUGUUUCUGGGAGACUGAUCUCCGAUAAUAUAUUAAUUGCUCAGGAGAUGUUUCAUGGAUUAAGAACGAAUAAUUCAUGUAAGGAGAAAUUUUUGGCUAUAAAAACAGAUAUGAGCAAAGCAUAUGAUAGGCUUGAAUGGCCUUUUAUUGAGGCGAUGCUAUUAAAGUUGGGUUUCGCACAAAGGUGGGUAUCUCGGAUAAUGUCUUGUAUUACGUCGGUAAAAUAUAAAAUUGUGAUUAAUGGUCAACCAAAAGGACAUAUUAUACCAAACCGAGGACUUCGUCAAGGUGAUCCGUUAUCACCUUAUUUGUUUAUUUUGUGUACUGAGGCAUUAAUAGCAAAUAUACGGAAAAAGGAAGAAAAUAAAUUAUUGACGGGGUUAAAAAUCGCGCGUGGUAGUCCGACAAUCACACACUUAUUAUUUGCGGAUGAUAGUCUCUUUUUUUGCAAAGCUAAUAGGCAAGAAUGUGAGACUAUCAUACAGAUUUUGAAAGACUAUGAGAGAGCAUCGGGGCAACAAAUUAACUUUCAGAAGUCUUCCAUUCAGUUUGGUCAUAAGGUACCGGAUGUAGCACGUUUAGAGGUGCAACAGGUUUUGGGCAUUACUACAAUUGGUGGUAUGGGAACAUACUUGGGGAUUCCCGAAAGUCUUGGUGGCUCUAAAACACAAGUAUUUGGUUAUCUUAAUGAAAGGGUCAAUAAUAAGAUUAAUAAUUGGACUAUUCGAUUCAUUACGAAAGGAGGAAAGGAAGUUUUAAUUAAAGCAGUAGCAUCCCCUAUGCCAACUCAUGUUAUGUCCUGCUUUCGGUUACCAAAAACGGUUACGAAAAAAAUUACCAGCACGGUUGCUCAUUUUUGGUGGGGUGGUAGUGGUAAUAAAAAAGGUAUGCAUUGGUUUGCAUGGGAUAAAAUGUGCAAAGAUAAACCGGACGGUGGUAUUGGUUUUAGAGAUAUUCAAAAUUUUAAUACGGCAUUAUUAGCAAAACAACUAUGGAGGUUAAUCGAUAAACCUGAUUCUCUUUUUGCAAGAGUUUUUAAAGGAAGAUACUAUAGAAAAUCUGAUCCUUUGGAUCCAAUCAGAUCAUAUUCUCCCUCAUAUGGGUGGAGAAGUAUUACAUCAGCUAGAUCUCUGGUUAAUAAAGGGCUAAUCAAAAGAGUGGGAACUGGUUCAAGCAUUUCAGUCUGGAAUGAUCCUUGGAUCCCUGCUCCUCGCCCGAGGUCAGCAAUACCAAAAUGUUCGAAUCAAUAUUUGAAUCCAUUACUUAAGGUGGAGGAUUUAAUUAAUCCAGUCGAUCUCUCUUGGAAUCUGGAUUUGCUCAAAGUAUAUAUUCACCAGGACGAUGUGGAUAUUAUACGGAGUUUAGCUAUUAGUCGUAACCCAAAACCAGAUUCAUAUGGAUGGCAUUUUACGGACCAUGGUCGAUAUACAGUUAAAUCAGGUUAUCGUACGGAUAAAUUAUUUCCGGAUAUGGGAUCUCAUGAUAGAGUUUUGGGACCAGAUAUUAAGCCACUGUUGGCUCACUCUUGGAAGCUUCAAUGUUCAUCAAAGCUGAAACAUUUUGUUUGGCAGAUACUUUCGGGUAGUCUACCGGUAACCAAGAAUCUUCAUUCACGAGGGAUAAAAUGUGAUGUGAAAUGUCAAAUAUGUGGUGCAGAGGAAGAAUCUAUUAAUCAUGUUCUGUUUGAGUGUCCAUUAGCACUACAAACGUGGGCUUUAUCUAAUAUUCCUUCAUGCCCAGGUGUCUUUCCCACCCCGUCACUUUUCACAAAUAUGGACUAUCUUUUCUGGCGGUUACCUAAGGAACCAGAUUUGAAUUAUUUUCCAUGGAUAUUGUGGUAUAUUUGGAAGAAUAGAAACGCUAAAGUUUUUAAGAAUCAGAUAAAAACCCCUUUUGAUAUUCUUCGAAUGGCGAAAAUAGAAGGUGUUUUGUGGGCUGAAGCCCAGACAAAGGAACCUAUAAACCGUGAAUCUCUACAUAUUGCAGAGACCCAUUUUCCACAUGGAGUUAACAAGUGUUAUAUAGAUGGAGCAUGGAAGGAACAUGAUCUUUAUACAGGGCAGGGAUGGGUCUACAGAAAAGAUGGAUCAAAUGAUACUAUGAUGGGUGCAAUGUCUAUUCGCAGGAGUCUAUCACCUUUACAUGCUGAAUGUGAAGCGUUGAUAUGGGCGAUGGAGUGCAUGAAGACCCUACAAAUCUCAGAGGUGGUGUUUGCAACAGACUGUUCUCAAUUGGUGAAGAUGGUGUCUACACCGACAGAAUGGCCGGCGUUCACUACACACAUGGAGGAGUUUCUGCGAUGUAAGGAAUUCUUUCUCAACUUUACUAUCCAGCAUAUACCAAGGGCGCAAAAUACUCUGGCGGACAAGCUGGCACGAGGUGCUAGAACUUCGCCAUCUGCUAUGGUUUAUGUUGACUCAGUUCCUCCGAGGUGGCUCUCGGAUCAGGAAUCUUCUUAGUUUCUUAGCCUUUUGUCGUAAAAAAAAAAAAAAAUAAGAUUUAUUUCUAAAACUGAAAAUUUUAAAAUUCUUAACCAAACCCAACCGAAUAACUAAAUAUGCCUAAUAUGCACAUACCAACUAGAUUUUGUAAAAAAAUUCAUUGUACCUAUACCAUGUGACAACUUAAAACUGUAUUAUCUGAAAAAUAUACAAAGUAGGUGACUGAAAGAUGCUUUUAAAGAAAAUAUAGGAAAGGGAAAAUUUCACAAAGAUACACCAACUAGAUUUUGUAAAAUUUACUAAUACUCAAAUUUUUUCGCUACCCAAUUUGAUACUUCAACUAAUUAUUUUGUUCAUUUUAAUAUACAAACUUUUAGAAUUGUGCUCAUUCUAAUACCCAAACUUUAUUUAUUUUAAUCAAAAAUAUUAAAAGUUAAAACGAAAUUUAAAAAAUCUCUAAACUCUAAAAAAAACUUUAAAAUUCCCACUUUUUAUUUUAAGUUAUUGGAAAGAAAGUAACUAAAUUAUGGGAAAAAAAUUAAGUUUAGAAAAACUUAAUUUUGAAGGUACAAAAAUAAAUUUGGUUUCUAUUUCCAAAAAUAAAUUAAAUUUGAUAUUUAAAACUUAAACUUUUAUUACACAGUUUAAGAUUAUCGACAAUUUAGUUAAUUUUAUUCUAAGACUUGAAAUAAAAUUAGAAUUUUUAAGAUUGUUUUGUGAAUUUAGAGAUUUUUGAAUUUUAUUUGAAACUUAUUAAUAUUUUUGAUCAAAAUAAAUAAAGUUUAGGUAUUAAAAUGAGCACAGUUUUAAAAAUUUGUAUAUUAAAAUAAGAAAAAUAAUUAGUUGAAGUAUAAAAGUGGGUAACAAAAAAAAUUGGGUAUUAAAAAGCUUAACAAAAUUUAGUUGGAGUAUUUUUAUGGAAUUUUCAACACUAGAUUAAAACAUAAAGACUUCAAGUCUUUUAUAAAGCACUAGAAAAAUUUUAAGUGUGAUAACACAUAUUUGAGAAAGUAGUAAAUGGUUCUUUUCGAUUUUGUCUUUGUGCUAUUUUUUGUUGUUGUUCUCGGUGGCGGAGCCAGCUCAACCUUUCACUAGGGUUCAGUUUUGUUUCGAAAUUUUUCUUUUGAUAAAAAUCCAUAUGGGUCAUAUGACCAUCCUCAGCUUAAGCUAGCUCCACCACUGGUUGUUCUUUUCGAUUUUGUGUACUAUAAGAUUAUCCAUUAGAGCCUAAGCAUUUGCAACUUCACGUUCGAUUUACAACUCUUUGCUUUUUAAAACAAGGGUUCUUACAACUAUUUGUUGGUUUAGACAUCCAUGCAGGUUAGCUUUUUGUAUCCAGACUGGGUUUGGAAAUAAACACUAAGUGAACCGGAUCUAAGGAAAUCAACAUUUGUGAAUCCAGGAUGGAACCAGAUUUUAUAAGUAAUUCAAGACCGCAGAUAAAAUAUAAUAUUGAACUACUUAAACGUUCAUAUCGAAUUUCCUAGAUUAUUAUAAUAAAAAUCUGAACUAACAACAAACCCUUCUUUCAAAGCAAAAAGUGAAUUAAGGAACUUUAGAUAAUUGAGUUUUCUUUAGCCUCCAAGUAACAUAAAAAUACCUUUUAUUUGCUCAGGUCCGUUACCUACGGACCAAUUAUGUGUCUUGCAACAAAGGGAAAAAUAUUCUUAAGAAAGGUAUUAGGUGUGAUACUAAAACGAUAAUUGUUUUCUUUGGUUUUAAUUUAAGAUUUAAGAUACUGUAACACCUUAAUUAUGAUGAUGUAUGAAUUUUAAUUCUUAAGUGAAAGUAUAUGGAAAUUUUCAUAGUACCUAUUUAGUGUAUCGUGUAGACAAAAAAAAAAUUGUGUUUCAUAUGAAAACCCGUGAACAUCAUAAAACAUAUCUCAUAAUUACGUAAUACAACCAUCAUCAUCAUCAUUAUAACUAGAAAAUGUUUCAAAUUAUUAGGUAAUGCAAAACAAAACAUAUAAUUUCUUUUAGCCCAGUGUUUAGAAAUGACUAUAAACUCUAAUUGUUUAAAGAAAAACUAACUAAGCUAAUACAAGAAUUUGUUAAACUCAGUACAUUCCAUACGCAUAUCACUAGUUACCAAAGAUCCACAUUACAUACAGUGACACACAUAUCAAUAUUUAUCAUAGGUCCAGAGCGAGUGAAGAUUUAGCAACUUUGUAGGGCGAAACUAUUGAUAGCAACAAGAGAGUGGUCGUCCAAACGCGCUUGAGCAGAGGGUGAGCAUAUCUUAUCAAACCUGAGUGGAGCAACAUCGCCUUUAUCUGUACGUAACCAAUUAUGAUUGGGUGGUUAUAAAGAACGCGCUGUUACCCGCGUUUGACAUUUGCAAUCGACAUAUUUUCU